GUUGAACCUAAAAAUAGGUUGCAGUACACCCUUCCUUUCUUUUUUUCGCCUUCUGAAUGGACUUCGUAGUCCAUUGAUGAUCGUGUUUGAACCGGUUAGGAAGACUUAGUGUAGAGAGGGUGCAUUUUCUUGUUUUAUUGGAUAAGUAUUGGAAAAUACGGCCGACGAAUUUCUUUAAAGGUUUUGUUCAUCAAAUAGUAGGUUCUGCAGUAGCAUUUUUCGAAGAAAGCGUACCUGGCGCGUGCAUGAAAAUUCAUCGGGAAGUUUCAUGGUGAUCUAGUCUUACAACAAGUGUGACCUUAUAACAGUGACCCCGUCGCUGUAUUUUCAACCGCUAAUCAAAAUUUAGCCAGCAAUUCUAUGAUUCUAUCUGUAGUAAAAAUAAACCUCGAUGUACCCCUGUAAGUGAUGAGCGAGUUGGCUUUUAGCGCGAGGAAAUUGGAAUAUUAGCGAAAAAUUACUAUCGUUCUAAACCUCAUCACACUUAAGGCACUUGACAUUGCUCAUACUAGUGGUAUGAUGAAUGCGUGUUAAAUGUGAACCUCGUAAUGGUCCUGCUCACCGUAGAAUCUCUGUGGCUUAGAGGUAGAGCAGCGAGCGCGAAAUAUGAGGGUCUGAGGCUCGAUUCUUCGUGAGGACGUAGACUUUUCUUUGCCUUAACCUCCGGGCAAGAUGAAAAAACAUCUUUCUCUAUUUCUACACCGAGUUAAAAAAAUUACCAACUUUCGUGUUCUAACUUCACAAUCUUUUUUAUUGCAGAAAGACGCAAAAUAUGAUCCAGAACUGGAAGCUCAAAUAAGAACCUGGAUCAAUGCAGUUCUUGGUGGAGAAGUUCUUAAACCAGAGCCUGAUCAAAAAGAUUUCCAUGAAUCAUUGAAGAGUGGGGAUAUUCUUGUCGAGUAUGUUUGAAAGGAUCCUAUUCAUUUCAGUUUUUAGCAGUUGUGCUCUUCUCUGAUUUCCAAAAUGUCUUUUUCAUUCGCAAUGGAUUAUUCGUUGUAGGCCCUUCGAGAAGUUGAACGCGGGAAGUGGUUAAUUCUCAGAGAUUGAUCGGAAAAAAAAGCGCUGCACACCGUCUUUUGGUGGUUUUUCGCUGAAAAGUGAAACCAGCUGAUGAAAGUGUACCAUUUUAAGAAGUGAAGUAGUUUAUAUUUGGUAACAGCCCCAAUGGACAGUCCAUUGCGAGACAAUCAACGGAAAAUUUGUUUUAAUCGCUUUUUCUUUUUUUAUAUAUCAUUUGCAGUCUGGCAAACGCGCUUGGUGGAAAAAUAAAGAAGAAUCCAAGCAAGAUGGCUUUCAAAAUGGUAAGUUUGUGAGAAAGUGAGAAUUAAAUUUCUCCGUCUGGGCAGGUUCUUUUUUGAGCAUUUCACGAGGAGAAACUUGCAAAUCUGAGCGCCUUUUGUUCUACACACAAGAAACUCUGGUCGUGAAAAGUAGAAUUGUAUCGUGCUAUAUUAUUUAUGUGAAACUCGUCCAGAUUUAACGGGAAGACGGUGGUUUGCCUCAGUUUAAGGGGAGGCUAGGAAUCUACCUCACUGACUGUAUAUGCUUUCCUUUGUAGAUGGAGAAAAUUGGACUAUUUCUGACUUUCUGUGAUGAACUAGGAGUUCCUAAAAGUGAUAUAUUCCAGACUGUGGACUUGUAUGAAGGACAGAAUAUUCCUCAAGUAUGUCAUCUCAAUUGUGAGGUUUUAUGUGGAACAUGGUUUUAAGUUACGUUCUGUGCACUUAAUAAGUGUGCUGUGUUCUCAUUACUUGCCCGUGUGAUAAGUGAGCAAUUAACAAUUUGUAACUGUAUAAAUGUUUGCUUAUUUUUUUUUUUCAUUAGGUCAUCAGUGGACUGCAUGCUUUUGCGCGGAAGGUAGGCCUAGAAUACCUUUAUUAUUAUUAUCAUAAUUAUUAGUAAUGGUAAUAGGAGUGAGUGGAGUCCAAUUCGGUCUGUAAUCGUGCGAGUGGUAGCAACAUCGGACGAGUGCGAAGCAGUCUCCUUUUCUAAGUUCAAAAUUAAUGAAGAAGAAACAUGACGAUGAUAAAUCUUUUUUAUGUAGUAUGUAAAAAGACCAGUGUUAGCUAAUAAGGCAUGUAGGAUUUGGAUUUCAAAAAAAAGUUUAAGCUCUGAUUAUCACCAACUACAGUAUUAUUGUUAUUAUUACUAUUAUUAUUUUUAUUAUGAUCAUUAUGAUCAUCAUAGUCACCAACAGUUCCUUACUUGCAUUUUUCUCUAAUGUAAAAUUACUCAGGCUCACUCGACAGGAAAACCAGUCCCUGCGUUAGGACCCAAAGAAGCGACAGCAAACAAGCGCGAAUUCACAGAGGAGCAACUCAAGGAAGGACAGAAUGUGAUCGGGCUCCAGAUGGGUAGCAACAAAGGUGCCUCGCAGUCGGGAGACCAUUUUGGCCGUCCCAGACAGGUGGCCGGGGCAAAUGUCUACAAAUGAGGUCCACAACUUGUGUGUGUUCUUCAGAACAUAAAUUUGUCGUGGUUCAUGACAAGGUUGUAAUUUGUGGGAAGAACAAGAUUCGGUAUUUCGUGCAUAAGAUAUAUGUAGUAUAUUUAUACAUUGAUUCUGUAAUCGUUUCCACUUUGAUCAUUUGAUACUCCGGGUACUUAAUUGUUGGCGUUGAAGAACUUUCUAGAAUGAUUUAGUUUUGGACAAAUAAAUUGCUUGGAUUUGUCAGUGUUUUAAAUUAUUUUCUCCUGUUUUUGCAGGGGUUAUCGAGUAACCUUUCGUAGUAUGAAAAACGUGACAGGGAAUUAAAAUCAAUGUUUUCUAAGAUAUGAAAAGAAUAAAGAAAAUCUUGUUCAAAAUUUUUAACGAGAUAUACGAGUG
Molecule: messenger RNA, 2827 nt
Organism: Pocillopora meandrina
Lineage: Eukaryota; Metazoa; Cnidaria; Anthozoa; Scleractinia; Pocilloporidae
Source: the annotation of a GenBank genome assembly